AUUACUGACCUUCAGCCGACUGGUCACAUCUGCCACCCCUGGCAUGGGUAAGGAACUAGGGUACAAACACACUUGGAAAAUCAGUCUAGAUACCACAUACAGCAAAGCCAGAGGCACCAGGUGAAGCAGUACCUGACUCUUGAUACCAAGCUGUCCAGCCAGACACUCUCCCUGUCCCACUCCCACACAAUCCAGCCUACGGGAGUGACCUCCAUUUUAAGAAACGGACACAUGCCUCCUGUCAGCGAUAUUGGCACGCCAGAAAGCCCAGUUACCAAACUGCUGUCCCUUGGAGGCGAACGUGAAAAUGCGAUGGAAGAGGUGAUUGAAGACAUAAUCAAUAUGGAAUCAAGUUUUAAUGAUGAAGGCAUAGGUUGUUCUGAAACUCCUCUAAUGCAAAGAACUCUAUCUAGCAGCAUUUUGGAUAUAUAUAGCAAUGACCAGGGAAUGGCAUCAGCUAAUAUGGGUCUCACAAAUGCUUCUUGCCCAGCUAAUCUACCAGUAAAAAGGGAACUCACAGAAGCAGAUACACGAGCAAUGGCAAAGGAGAGACAAAAAAAGGAUAACCACAAUCUCAUUGAGAGAAGAAGAAGGUAUAAUAUUAAUUACCGAAUCAAGGAGCUUGGCACACUCAUUCCCAAGUCUAAUGAUCCUGAUAUGCGCUGGAACAAAGGAACUAUUUUAAAAGCAUCAGUGGAGUACAUCAAGUGGCUACAAAAAGAACAACAGAGAGCCAGAGAAUUAGAACACAGGCAGAAGAAAUUAGAGCAUGCUAACAGAAGACUUCUACUCCGAAUUCAGGAACUAGAGAUACAGGCACGUGCACAUGGACUUCCAGUCCUGUCUUCACUCAACGCUGUUGAUUUAGCUGCACAGGUCAUGAAGCAACAGUCUUAUACAGAGGAGAACUCUGUAGACUACUCUCAACAAAUGCCCCUGGCACACAGACCAAAUUCAGGUGCUUGUGAUGGUUCUACAGCCUUUUCUGAUCCACUUUCACACUUCACCGAUUUGUCCUUCAGUGCAGCUUUAAAAGAAGAGCAACGACUAGAGGAGAUUUUACUACAUGACACGGUGUCACCAUUUGGAACAGACCCACUCUUGUCCUCCACAUCCCCGGCUGCAUCGAAGGAGAGCAGCAGGAGAAGCAGUUUUAGCACAGAUGAUGGAGAUGACUUAUGAAUGUAGAAAGGGCCUCAUACUUCUUUAAACCACUUGCUAAAAGACUGAGUUGAACUUAAGCAUGGUGUUUGUGCUUAUUUUAAAAUAAAUGACAGACUCUGUAAAGAAAUGUUACUUCAAUGAGCCCUUACGAAAACAAGAUGGACAUGAACUCAUACUGCUUUGCCCCUUUACAUCCUUUGUUCACAGCUGACAUUUGCACAAAUCUUUCUUCACUUGGAAUGUUUCUACUAUCAUUCCAUGACUUCUUCCGGCACUAUGAAAAUGGUUACCACAAAAGGAAUACACAUGUUACAAAAGUGCAUUUAAACUCUCUCUUUGAUCUGCAUUCAUUUUGCUCUGCUAUAAACAUGAGUUUUAAUCAUUUGCUAAUUUCUUUUUUUUUUAUAUAUAACUAAAAAUUUUAUAAAACACGAAGCAA
This is a messenger RNA of Colius striatus (speckled mousebird), 1603 nucleotides long. RefSeq names its product transcription factor EC (gene TFEC). Lineage: Eukaryota; Metazoa; Chordata; Aves; Coliiformes; Coliidae. The record is from RefSeq and is a predicted model, not a curated record. Gene Ontology annotation, biological process: regulation of transcription by RNA polymerase II. Gene Ontology annotation, molecular function: DNA-binding transcription factor activity, RNA polymerase II-specific; protein dimerization activity; RNA polymerase II cis-regulatory region sequence-specific DNA binding. The coding region runs from base 232 to 1182 and encodes 316 amino acids. Gene Ontology annotation, cellular component: nucleus. The transcript is spliced from 8 exons.